This is a messenger RNA of Prinia subflava (tawny-flanked prinia), 13057 nucleotides long. RefSeq names its product matrix metallopeptidase 16 (gene MMP16). Gene Ontology annotation, biological process: skeletal system development; collagen catabolic process; extracellular matrix organization. The coding region runs from base 238 to 2070 and encodes 610 amino acids. The record is from RefSeq and is a predicted model, not a curated record. Lineage: Eukaryota; Metazoa; Chordata; Aves; Passeriformes; Cisticolidae. Gene Ontology annotation, molecular function: metalloendopeptidase activity; zinc ion binding. The transcript is spliced from 10 exons. Gene Ontology annotation, cellular component: plasma membrane; extracellular matrix.
CAUUCCCUAUUCACGGGGCUGGUGGUGAGGAUGAGCGAGAGCUGACCCUGCCGCGUCGCCGCCUGUGCCGUGAAGUGGCUGCUUCUCCUCCUCCUUCUCUUCCUCCUCCUCCCUGGCUGUGGGUGAACCUGCGCUACGGGCUCUUCACCGACACGGGGGAGGUUGGUUUGUUUGUGCAUUUGUUUAAGGCAAAGAGAGAGAAAGAGAGAUCUUCCACCCGCUGAAGCACAGUUCACUAUGAUCGUACUCGCAUCCAGCACUGGAAGCCGGUUGGAUUUCGUGUCUCAGUCCAGGGUGUUUUUCUUGCAAACCUUCAUUUGGAUUUUAUGUGCUACAGUGUGCAAAGCGGAGCAGUAUUUCAAUGUGGAGGUAUGGUUACAAAAGUAUGGCUACCUUCCACCAACUGACCCCCGAAUGUCGGUGUUGCGCUCUGCAGAAACCAUGCAAUCAGCUAUAGCUGCCAUGCAGCAAUUCUAUGGCAUUAAUAUGACAGGAAAAGUGGACAGGAACACAAUUGACUGGAUGAAGAAACCUCGAUGUGGUGUGCCUGACCAAACAAGAGGUAGCUCCAAAUUCAACAUCCGUCGGAAACGCUACGCGUUAACAGGACAGAAAUGGCAGCACAAACAUAUCACUUACAGCAUAAAGAACGUCACUCCAAAAGUAGGUGAUGCUGAAACUCGCAAAGCCAUUCGCCGUGCCUUCGAUGUGUGGCAGAAUGUAACUCCUCUAACAUUUGAAGAAGUUCCCUACAUUGAAUUGGAAAAUGGCAAGAGAGACGUGGAUAUUACUAUCAUUUUUGCAUCAGGUUUUCAUGGAGACAGUUCUCCCUUUGAUGGGGAGGGUGGAUUUUUAGCUCAUGCAUAUUUUCCUGGCCCAGGAAUUGGGGGAGACACUCAUUUUGACUCAGAUGAGCCAUGGACGUUGGGAAAUCCCAAUCAUGAUGGAAAUGAUCUCUUCCUAGUUGCAGUGCAUGAACUUGGACAUGCUCUGGGCUUGGAGCACUCUAAUGACCCCACUGCAAUCAUGGCUCCAUUUUACCAAUACAUGGAAACAGACAACUUCAAACUACCUAAUGACGAUUUGCAGGGCAUCCAGAAGAUAUACGGUCCACCUGACAGGAUACCACCACCAACAAGACCUCUGCCAACAGUGCCCCCACAUCGUUCAGUCCCUCCAGCAGACCCACGAAAGAAUGACAGGCAACCUAAACCUCCCCGGCCACCCACUGGUGGUGACAAACCCUCCUAUCCCGGAGCCAAACCUAACAUCUGUGAUGGGAACUUCAACACUCUGGCUAUUCUUCGCCGGGAAAUGUUUGUUUUUAAGGAUCAGUGGUUUUGGAGAGUCAGAAACAACAGGGUGAUGGAUGGAUACCCCAUGCAGAUUACCUACUUCUGGAGGGGACUGCCUCCCAGCAUUGAUGCAGUUUAUGAAAACAGCGAGGGGAAUUUUGUCUUCUUUAAAGGUAACAAGUUCUGGGUUUUCAAGGACACUACUCUUCAGCCAGGUUAUCCUCAUGAUUUGAUAACACUUGGAAGUGGAAUUCCUUCCCAUGGCAUUGAUUCAGCAAUUUGGUGGGAAGAUGUUGGAAAAACUUACUUCUUCAAAGGAGAUAGGUACUGGAGGUACAGUGAAGAAAUGAGAUCCAUGGACCCUGGUUAUCCCAAACCAAUCACAAUUUGGAAAGGUAUCCCAGAAUCUCCUCAGGGAGCCUUUGUCCACAAGGAAAAUGGCUUCACAUAUUUCUACAAAGGAAAAGAAUACUGGAAAUUCAAUAACCAGAUGCUCAAGGUGGAACCUGGCUAUCCCAGAUCCAUCCUCAAGGAUUUUAUGGGCUGUGAUGGACCAACAGAUCGAGAUAGAGACCGACACAGCCCUCAAGAUGAUGUUGACAUUGUCAUCAAACUGGACAACACAGCCAGCACUGUGAAAGCCAUAGCCAUCGUCAUUCCCUGCAUCCUGGCCUUGUGCCUCCUUGUCUUGGUUUACACUGUGUUCCAGUUCAAAAGGAAAGGAACACCCCGCCACAUACUGUACUGCAAACGCUCUAUGCAAGAGUGGGUGUGAUGUAGGGUUUUGGUUUUUUUUCCUUUCCCUCCCAGGAGUUUGUGGUAACUUGAGAUUCAACACAAGAGCUGUUAUGCAGUUUCCUAGCUAGGAGCGGGCAUCUGUCAGUCUGAAACAAAGCUGAUCUUUAAAACCCAGGGGGUUGCCUGUCCUGCACACGAGUGGCGAUUCACUCAGCUGGGAAGCUUCCAUGAUACACAGUAUCUGCUGUUUCUUCAGUCCUUUGUCUUUCUUUGUCAUUCAAUUCUAGGCCUUCCCUCUGCACGCUCUAAGCCCUAUAAACUAUCAGGAUUAACUAAUGAAGAGGAAUAAAAAUAUCUCCAGUGUUUCUACAUUUUUCCCUUAAGGCCUGUUCCCCUUUGAAGAAUUUUUUGCUGAAAGUAAAUUUUUUUAGAGAAACAAAACAACCAACAAUGGAACUUUCAGGAAAGUGAGAAGACCCAAAACAGCUUUGUCUCCAAAGAGGAUUGCUUUCUGUCUGCUACGGAUAAAGUCCUAUACUCCUACUUCCAGUUUUGUCAGGUAGGAGACUCGGAUGAGACGCAGGACUUCAGACUGUUCGGACAGCCAUUUUCCAACAAACAAGGGGCCAAAAUAUCUGCAAUAUAGUAACAGCCUUAAUACAUUCAUUUUGUGUUUUUUACAGCUGCUCUGGACUAUGUCCUCAAUGUUUUAAACUCAUAUUCAAUACUAUAUUCAAGCAGAACCUUUUUAUUGGUUUGUUUGAUUUCUGGUUGAUUUUCCUACAUUAUCUUUCCCGAGCUGUACCAAGCCAACUACCCCAGGCCUUUUAUAGGUCUGUCAGGAGCACUCAUUCCAAAGAAUGGUAAAAAGCAGUGUGUCUCUGAAGUGGAUUUUAAUGAACUAAAACAACAGACAUGCUAUUGAGAAACUUUACACUGGUAUUAUAUUGGUGGUGUAACCCUUUGAGAACUAUUGCAUCUAGUUUUCAGAGUCUGGUGGAUGUUAAUCUUGGUCAUCAUUAAAUUAUAGAAUUGUGUUUGGGUAAUACAGGUUUCAAAAGAGAAUCAGUUUUUCAAAACAGAUUUCUUGUGACUGCCUUUUUAAUUAUUUGCUUUAUUGAUAGAAAAGCAUUUGUAACAUGAAUAGAAAACAAAAUAUAUUUACCAGCUACUUUCUUGUUAAAGGAACCAAACGUAUUUUAAUAAUUUCUACCACUUACCAAGAAUUUUUGUGAGCUGGCAACAAUUUUAUAGCUUAGCCUCUUAUCUUAAGCAUCUUGGACUUCUCUCUUGAGAUUAUGUUGCAUGACAAUUCCAUUUGCCUCUGCGGAAGUGGAGUCACGGUUUCAAAGGAAAGCUAAGAAGAUGACUCUGAUAAUGCAUGAGUAUCCUCUGGUGUGUUACCCCUUUGCAUGUUCAUCAUAGUUCUCAAAGGGUUAAAAUUUCUGGCCUUCAAUCAAACAUGGUCUCAACUGACAGAGCCAAGGGACCACCAAAACAUUUUGUCAUUCUGUGUAAUUUGUGCUAACAGCAGUAUUGUCAUUUUCAUGUGACCUGCAGAGCAGGUUUGUAUCAAUAAUUUUUUCCUAGAGAAAAGUCAGCAACUGACAGACCUCUUUAUUGAUUUUAGGAGCUGCUUCUUGCAGUGAUAGGCUUUACAGUCACUGGGCUGUGAACUUUUUAAAGAUGGUCAGAAUGAUGCACCCCAAAAGUCAGACACCUGGUUUUUUAUGAAAGCCAGGUUUUGAGGGGAGUAGCUUUUGCAACAAUGAACAGCUUGCCUUGAACUUGAUUAUUGACCUGUUGACUGUCAUUACCAAGUUAAACAUUGUCUUCUGUGAACAGCUUCACUGUCUGAAUUUCCUUAAAGUGUACUGUCCUAUGUCUUUGACCUUUAACUUGCAAACUGGCACAAACUGAAGGGAAUCUGGUGUUGCAAAUGAACUAAGAUGAGUUUUAUUUCUUGAAAGGCCUGAUAGACAUGAUCCAAAAUUUGAGAAAAAAACCUGAAGUGUUUUAGUAGGAGAGAAAUGACAUAGACUAAAAUAUUUAUGAUAGGUCUGUAGAAAGGUAUUUUGCUAUGUAUACAUGCACACUCUAAAAAUGAAUUACAGCAGAAGUUAAUUUUUAUUUAACUUGAAUACAAUUUUCAGUGUAAAAUUAUUAUUUCUACAGAUAUCUAGUUAUUAAUGAAAAGGUUAUAGGAAAUUAUUAAAAUACUUGAAAUGGCCAGUAUGGGCUUUUACAUAAAAUGAGACUUUUAUACUAUGUUCAACCAAUUUCUUACUGGUUUCUUAAUCCACAUAACUGGAUCACUUUUUAGAGAGUGUAGGUAUAUAUGCAUAUAUAUUAUGAUUAUUAUUGUUUUGGUAAUGGAUAGCUUGACUGCCUUGAAUUUAUAUUUAUAUUGAGCAUAGCAUGGAGAAUAGUAUGCGUUUUUUUCAAUUACAUGAUUUUUUAUUGAUUUGAGGACUUACAAACAUAUGUGGCAUGCUAUAAAGCAUUGCAAACUUAUUUCUUAGAGCAUAAACAGAUAUACAUAACAAAAAGGAAGAUUAGAAAAAGAUAUAGUUUUACAACAAAUAUGCAAUGCAGAUGGCAUUUUGGAGAUGUUUUGUAGAAGUACUGCAUACUGUAGGUUAGAAGCGCACCAGUAUCGGCCCAUAGCAUUAUUUAGUAAAUCCAAGUCAGUUGUUGCUGAAAAUAUAGAUUUAUUGACAAUUUAGUUGCACAGGAUUUUUGCUGCAGAUCAGCUCAUUUGGUGAAUUUGAAAUUCUAUGCUGUUUUUCAUAUGUAUUGAAAUGUGUCUGUUUUUAUACUUAUAAAAUCACACAAACACACACAUACACAGACACGGACACUUUAAUCCAUUGAGAAAUUUUAUUGCCAACAAACUACUAUAGCUUAUGUUCUGCUAUGGACAGAACAAAAUGAUUGAUGUUGCUGUUCCAUUUUUUUCCCCUAGAAUAGUUGGAGGAAAAUACUAAAAGAACUACUUACUCCGUAUUUGCUUUUCCUCUACAAUAGAAGAUUUUUUUUUAAGUCAGAACAGCAUCUCAUCAGUAUUUUUAUUCAAAAUUUCAUUUCAAUUUUGAAAUAUCUUUCAUGGCAGCUUUAACUUUUUCUGCAACCGUUUCCCUGAUAGUAAUGAAGUGCUGAGCAUGUUGACUGUUGUUCUUUGAUAAGGUAACAAAAAUAUUUGUGUUUGGAGAAUUUAACUGUAAUCAUGCAGGAAGGUAAGUGUGAUAAUUCUAGUGCUUGGUAUAUGGUACAUCAUAGAUACAUGAAUACAUGAGAAGUUGACUGUUGAAUCUAUUUUCUUUUACUUAAAAAAAAAAGUGCAUAUAUGCUAUAUACAGAGAGAGGGAGGAAAAAAAUUAUAUUGGCAUGUUUAUGUCAUGCAAAGCAAGACAGUGUCAACAUUUUUGUUACAUACUCAUGUUUUCAGUAGAUUGUAAGACAGUCAUAAAGGUUUAUUUUAACUAAAAGAUGUAGGAGCAUUUGUGUUCACUGUAAUUUCCAAAUACAAACUGGCUAGUUUCAAAUUAUAGAAUUUCAGACUAAAUAAGUGAUGUUGGCUGAUCUAAUUUUGAACUCAAAUUAGUAAAAGUUCUGAGACAAUUUUGUUUUUUGAAUAGUUGUUUCUCUACAAGGGCCUAUAACUAUCAGAAUUAAGAAAAAGCAAAUUGAAAAUAUUUUCAGUUCUGCAAUCUGGGUUCCUACUCAUGUGCCAUAAUUCUUUUAAUAAACAUUUCCAUAUUGCUAUUGUCAUAAUUUGUACUUUAGAAAAAUACAAAAUUGAAUAUAUGUUGUGUUGAUCAGCUACAGUCUAUCAAGCUGACUACACAAAGUUGUGUAUCUUCAGAGUACUCUGAUCUGUAUGAUGCAGAAGGCCAGAGUAGAUUAUGGCAGUGUUUCCUUUGGCCUUUCAAUAUCUAAACCUAUGAAAAGGUUAUUGACUGUAGAAAAAAUUGAUUUUUAUCCAAAAAAAAAAUUAAAAUAUGUAACUGUAUAUUUACUGGAUAGGCUGGGAUGGAGACACUCAAAUGGCUCCAAAGGAGCCCUUUCAAGUCUCCUGAAUAAAUGUAAUACAUAUUUUAUAUAUUCCUAUGAACUUUUGUUCUUUUUCUUCUUUCAAAGUGGGAAAAGGGAGGGGAUAAUUAAAGAAACAGAUUUUUUUAAGGCUAAUUUUGUGAAUUAAAAUAACACAAGCUAAUAGAUCCAAACAUAAGAGGCAGACUUACACUUUUUCUUAGAAACAUACUUCACAUCCCCAGUUGCUUGAUCAAGACUCCUGUGCUAAUAGCACUGUGGGUUAAGAACAGAGUGUAAGGCUUAAUUUUUGAAUUUUCAGCUUUUUGGGGGGGUCUUACUUUACAAUCUAAAUGUCAGUUAAAUGUAGCUUUUGGCACCAAAUUAUAUAGAAUCUAAUUCUAGCUUGUUGGUUAGAAAAAGUGCAUAGUCUAGGAAGUUGGUCUGCCUAUUAGCAAUGGAAACAUUACAUUCCUUUUUUUUUCUUUUUUGAACCAUUGUUAGGACAAACCUUAAAACACACACAUAGUAAACUGAACAGUGAAUGUUCCAGGCACUGGACUUUUCAGAAAGUGGAAAUGCAAACUACCAUACCAUUAGCAGCCUACUUUGGAAAGAACAUGAGAUGACUGGGCGGGGGAGCAAGGAUUUGACUGCAGGGGCUUGCUCUGUCCUGGCUCCCAUAUCUCCUUACAACAUGGCCUAAGUUUUAUCACCUUUGUACAUGGCCUAAGUUUUAUCACUUAUUGCAGAGGGGAAGGAAGCCAUGCACCAUGGCAGAGGGAGAUGUGAAGCAGCCAUUACAGAACAGUAGCUCCCAGCUUGCCUUUUGUUGCUGUCAAGACUGUCUCUGGACACCUCUGUUUCCAGAAGUAUAAAUAGAUGACUGCAGUUCUAUGAGCUGUAAGGGAAAUCAUUGCUAUUGGCUGAGGAAACAAACGUCACUGGCCACCUACGUGUCCAGCUAUGCUGUAAAUCAAAUAAAUACUGUCUGGAAGCUGAGGAACAGAUAACCUGUUAUUCAAUACAAUGGUAUAGUUGUGAUACCCCAGCACUGUAAUGUUAGGCAUACUUCCUUAGCUCCCAGAACACAGACUGCAGACAGAGUGGUUCUCAUGAGAUAACACCAUUUAAACAUAUGUCAGUUACAAAAUUGGGUGUAUAUGAACCAUGUGCUCAAAAAAUUAAUCUCUGGUAUAUGCACAUAAUUCAAUGAAUUGUCUGCCACUAGUCUCAUGAAAAAUAUGUAACGUGUGAGUCAAAUCUGUCUAACAUUUUCUUGUGAAUUGCCAUCGGACAUGUCAGAGGCUGAUGGAGAAAGACAUCAGCGCCAUCAAUGCUGGAAACGUCUGGUUAACAUCAAAAGCAUACCAUCACUUGUUGCAAACUGGCUCCAUUUGAGGCUUGAUCUAAGGCAGCCUCUAAUGUUAGCAUAGAUUUGUAUGAUGUAGAAUUAUUUGAUAUAUGUGUGUAUGUAAGUAGGAAUGCCCAAUAAUAAUCAGAUCACAUUUUGAGGGAUCAUCAGUGUGUGAGCACAGCAAGUAUCUGUUCCUAAAAUCAAAAUGUAUUUCAAGGAAGGAUGUAGACAGCAUUAUACACAUGCUUUAUAAACAGGUCUUCUUUCCCAAUAUGCAGAAGCUUUAGAAUAUUGUCUACAAACUAUGGUCAGUUAAUUAACAUUUGGAAUUGCAGCUGCCCAUUUUGUCUUUCAAAGAGGAUAUUCUGUGAGUGGUGUCCAUAAAGUACGUUUACUUUGUGGAGAUGGCCUGAAAUAUUGCUCUGGUCUACCAACAGUAUAGAUUAAAUAAAUUUUAGAUGCAGAGAAGACAUAACUGAAGAAAGGCUGAUGUAAAUUAACAUGCUAAAGAUAGUUUUCAAUACUUGGAUGUGUAUGCAGCAUAGUGCUACUUGCUGUCACAGUAAAACUUCAUAAACAAGAAUCAUUACACAUGCCAGCCACUUAUGAUGGCAUGAAGCUUUCUAGUCACAGCUUAGUUUCUUCUGCUUCUGUAGAGUACCAUUGUCCACAGUUUAUUAUUACUGUAGCCACCACAUAAACCAAGGUUUUCUUUUUAGUUAAUAGUAAUUUCUACCAUAUAAAAUUGAAUCAUGUCCUUUUUAUAACUACAACCUUAAUCUUCUUGGAGCAGCAUAUCUUAAUUUAUAGCCUUUUAUGACCUUUUUUUUUCCUUUCACUCCUGCAGUAAAAUAUAUUCCGAAUAUUGUCUUCAUCCUGUGGAAUAAUCCCAUUCAUUCUGUGCCAUGCAUCAUUAUCCAAGACACAUGCGUCUUGGAUAACCCAUUUACCAAUCCAUCAUUCCAGGAACUGGAUUUCUGGGAACUGGGAUUAGUAACAGAAUGCUGACAUAAAAUAACUUCCUAAAGUACCUGAUUAGUUGUUGACAAUAUGGAGUUUGAAGAGUUUUUAGUGAAGUAUUGUGUUACAUGCUGGCAGCAGAACAGUGUAACCCUGCCAGUCAGUGAAUGUCCAUAUGGGUUCACCACUUGCAGGGUUAUGUGUUGAGUCAUACAACAAUGUUUCUAAUUCAUAUUUCCAUCAUAAUGUGUUGGUAUUUAACACCCAGUUUACAUACCCAUUCAUAGUUUACAUGGCUGUGUGUAAAUUCAUCUGUCUUGUUGAAGCCAAGGGUACUUAGUGUCAGGAAGUAAUCUGUGUUUCUAAGGCAUAAAAAAUUUGGUUCCCUUACUAUAAUAAUUUUGCAACAUUGAAGAAGAAAAAAUGGAAAAACCAUAGUAUCACUUUUUCCAUCAUUUUCCCAAAUGAUGGUUUCUACUACUCUUUGUCAGUGUUUAAAAUUAGACGAUAUUAAAUAGAUCUCAAAAAUACUGGUUUAUAGUUGAUAAAUUGCAGGUAAAUGCACAGCCUCUUAUUUGGGCAUACAAUGAUUCUAAACAGAGAAGAACUUACUGUAUAUACUGUGCUUGGCCAUUGCCACAAAAUUGCCAGUGCUCACAUACUGAUUACCGUCAUAACACGGGAACAUUGUGUUCAAGUCAACUCCACACAGUUUGUCUGCUUGGAUAUAAGUAGAAUUGUGUAACUUAGGAAGUCAUACAUGUGAUGACAUGCGUUCAGGAGACAUCAUCAGCAACCUACAGCAGUUUUAAAUGACCAUGACAACUACAAUUCAUACCUGCAAGGCAUAGCUGCAGCUUCUAUGUGCAUGGUUGUGUUUUACCUCAUAUGAUAAAGUGCUAUGAAUUCUGGCUGUGCACCACCAGGCAGAUGAAAACAAUCAAAAAGACCUUUCAGUAUAGCCACUGUCAAUACUCACAGCUUAUGGAAAUACCUGACAUAAUUACACUCAACGAAAUUUGACCUUGAAUAGGAAUCCAGAAUUGAAGGAAUAUGUGAUGAUAAAAAUCCUCUAUUCCCAACUCCUACUCUGUGUAAUGAAAUAAGUAAAGCAUUGUCAAGCAUAUAUCUUUACAAGCAACAUCUAUCUUUGCUGUGUUUCCAAAACAUGCAGAUAUCACUUGUCAAAUCACAGUAUUGUCUUACUGUGUCUGGUUGAUACUCAUUUUACAUGACAGAUCAAGGUUCAUGAUCCUCCUUUUCACCAUCCAAGACAUGCUACCACCUUGAGAGGAAUGCACACUGAUAGCAGUGCUUGGAUCACAGUGAUGACAAAUACAGUUAUAAAUUAAGACCCUGUUGAAGUCUUCCUCAGAGGAAACUUAAACUAGUCAUGAACUUUCUUUCCAUAACUUCUAGGACCCACAGGAAAACCAACUAAGUCUUUUGGUCGAAGCCUACAGACUGAUAAAAGUAGCAUAAGAAUAUUUCCAUUUUUGCUUACCAACAGAAAAUAAGAAAAGGAGUGAAAAUAUUUCGACUUAUAAAUGCAAGUACAACAGCAAUUUGUCAAAAAGCAAUGGAGACAAGGGUCACUAACAUCACUAAAAUUUCAUGUAAUCAACAAUAAAAGAGAAGAGAUAUUACCAAGAAUUUGGUGAUGGCUUGGAAAGUAUUAUUGGCCCCCAACAACAAAGAUAUCUGUUAGGCUGUAGAGAGUCCACUGAAUUCUGUAUUUGGACUCAUAACCCACCAGAUAGCAGUCAGUCAAAAAGCUUCUCAAUACAGUUGCUCUAAACCUGACUGCAAAUAUAUAUAGUAAUACAUAGUACAUUAUUUAUCUGAUGCAAUCAAAAUCUUUUGAGAUAGAUUUAGUCAAACUAAUAUUAACCUGCAUCUCUGUGAAAAAAAUGGUCACAGUGAAAUGUCCUUCUGUUCGUUCUCAGAAAUUAGAUCCAAGAUGAUUUGAAGAACUGCACUGAAUAAAAUACUGAAAGAUAAGGAAGUCUUUAACUUCUACUGGUCUAUAUUACAGCCAUGUUUCUUUAUUUCCAUGACAGUUCUGAAGUGUUUGAUGUGACAAAAACACUUUUAUGGCCUUUGGAUGGAUCAUCUGUUUCUAUUCUAUAUUGAUAAAUACAGUCAAAUUUCUGAUUCCCUUCCAUCCCCUUUUCCCACUGCACCUUGACAGGUUUCCUAACUAAUUUAGGCAAUAUUUAAUUUUAUAUUCUCUUGGUAGGCAAGUGGGAAAUGAUCUGCUCAUUAUAAAAAUAAGCAAAACCAAUUUUGUUGUCCAUCUCAUUUUAAUCAUGUACAACUUUUUAUAGUUUGUCACUAGAGAUUGCAGCUUUUUGUGUCUAAAAUGAAGAGGUAGUACUUUCUCAAAUCUCCUGCAAAUAUUUGAGAAAUUUGAUUAUAUCUUUCACUGGAUCUUGUUCAUUGCCUAGUACUCCAACACUGAGCUCUAACUUACAGCAGAUUAUUGAAGCCUUUGCCAUCCAUUGAUACUACCAUCCUAAAGUCUUUAUUGAAAAAGGCAUGGUACAGCCAGGGCUAGUCAUCAUGGAUUCUUUAUUUCCAUCUUGGAACUACUUGACUUGUCAGAUGUACAACAGUAUAACAGCAGAGAACCACUGUUUCUGAUGCCAUUGCAUACCAUUUGUAUAUAUGGCUUAUCACAUCUCUGAAAGGUGAGCAGACCAGAAAGCUACAUUUCAACAGUCAGUGUUAUUUUCAGUGGUUCCAGCUCUCAUCUUUAAUCUGUUCUCUUUCUCCUUUGCAUUCUGAUGCCUAUAAUCUGUGUCAUGGAUAUUCAGACAAGAAUUUUAUGACUGGACUCCUUCCUCUACCACAAGUCAGUUCACACACAUACAUCAAUUACCAUUACCUUACUGCUGUAGCAUAAUAGACUAGCACUGUUGCAUGGCAGAACGCUUUGCUAUUAUGCACUGUUUUCCAAUUGAUCCUAAUUUUUUGGUAUCACAUAUAAAGAACUCUCUCUGUCAUCUGCUGUUGUAGUCUUGGAUUCAUUGCCCAGUUCAGACACGGCUUGCAGAGAAAGGUGUAGGUGUUUGACUUCUGAGGUUUGCUUUAUGUUAUAGGUGUUCCUAUAUGAUCAGAAAAUGUUUGAGGGAUGCAAUGUCUUCUCCUUGCCAGUCCUGUGGUAGUAUUGUUAGCAGUUAAAGCAUGUGCAGCUAGUUUUGUCAGUCUGUAGUCAACUAGAGUUUGAUAUGGAUAUAUACAAGAAGGGUACAUUGUUUUCCAAGGUUCAUACACACCCUAAUUUCUCUUUAUGAGUAACAUGCACCUUGCAUUCUUUCCAGGUCCUGUAUUCUUGUAUCUAUCAGAACUUGAUUUCUUCCUUUGUUCUGCUUGUUGAGUGUUAUUUUAGCAGCUGAUUCCAUUUUCCUUCUUGUUGACAUUCCUUCAUCCCUCUAAUUCCAACAGAAAUCGUCCUGGUUCCAACAUUUUAGCUAGAAGCUACUACAAUUGUGGUUCUGCCCACCCAGAUUUGCUUGUUUGUCCUCUGUGUCUCAGAAAGAAGAAAUCAAACUUUCAUGCAGAGACAAGGGUGUUUGUGCAGUUGACAGGAAAGUGGUUUUAUGCAUAACAUGACCCUAAACCUCACAUAUUGUUAAGUAUCAACUCUUCAAGCUCUUUAUCUUCAACCACCCUACAAUUGUUCAUUUAAUUUUCAAAGUCUGACAAAUAAGUCAGAAUAUGUAUGUGAUGAUUUCUCUUGUGGGAAACAAAUUUCUCAUUUUUAUUCCUUUUUCUCUGCAUAGAUCCAUAUUCAUUUCAUGCCCAUGUUCCGCUUAUUAAAAUGUGUGUUAGAAUCAAAAUAACUGGAGCAUUUAUUUGUUUUCUGCAACUGAAUUUCAUUUUAUUAUUUUAUUUUAUUUUAUUGGCUCACACAGCAUUCUAUACGGUAACCUUUUUAUAACUGACAUAUGUUAUUCCUUCAGGUAGCUUCUACUGACAAACACAAAGCUUGUUUGUGUGCGAAUGCAAGGCUGACUAAAUGGUGCUAAAGUGUAUUAUGACUGUCAGAUAUAAUCAGGCAAAAUUUUGUGGUGCUUAGACUGAUUUUUUUCAUUGAUUUUAUUGAUCAAUGCAUUGAACAGUGUUUUAUUAUACACAAGUAGUCUUUCGUUAGUAAAUCAAGACCUCAUAGUGCAUUGUUAAACUAAAUGGGUUAAUUAAUCUAUGUAAACAGCUCACCAAGCUAAUCUCUUUUAACUCCUUAUACUGUUGUGUCAUUAAAGGUCAAGGGGUCAUGAUGAUAAUCUCAUUGCUGUAGACCAUUAACAUGACUGAACAUUUUCAACAAAGUACUUAUGUUUACAAUGCUGUAACCCUUUGACUGCUGCGGCAACCUUUAACCGCCGAACGUCACACGCUGGAAUCAUCACUAUGGUUCUUGCCAUGGCAAUCAAAGAGUUAAGGGCUGUGCAGUGAUUCGUUUUAUAUUUAUUAAUUUAUAUUUAUUUUUGUUUUCAUUUGAGAAAGGGGGGAAUUGGGGUGGGGCAGUUCUUGUCUGCUGUAAGUGUCUUAACCAAGGGAAGGGUUAAAAUGGCUUUUUAUACUAUUGCAUCUUAUGUACUUACCAUCAUUUCAUUGUGUUGUAAUUAAAAAAAAAUCUGUCAAUAAAUAAGAGAACAGAAAAAAAUUUUUA